This is a messenger RNA of Cladophialophora bantiana CBS 173.52, 474 nucleotides long. RefSeq lists its product as uncharacterized. Gene Ontology annotation, molecular function: carbon-sulfur lyase activity. The coding region runs from base 1 to 474 and encodes 157 amino acids. The record is from RefSeq and is a predicted model, not a curated record. The transcript has 3 exons. NCBI's taxonomy places the organism in Eukaryota, Fungi, Ascomycota, Eurotiomycetes, Chaetothyriales, Herpotrichiellaceae.
AUGAGCUACACCAUCCCAGGCGGAUGCUACUGCGGCAGAAUCCGCUAUGAAAUCACGCUAGACGACCCGGACAAGGAGGCCCGCACUUCCAUCUGCCACUGCGGCAACUGCAAGAAGUUCACCGGCGGGAACUUUGGGAUCACGAGCAAGAUCCCGAGAUCCAGCUUCCAGAUAACUCAGGGUCAUGAUUCCGUCAAGGUCCACGAGGAGGGCAACGGGACGGGCACGAUCUUGCAUAGAGAGUUUUGUAAGGAAUGUGGGAGCGGCCUUUUGGAGUAUGGUAACAUUGUCAGCGGCGCUUCGAUUAACGCUGAAUACGACCAGGCAAAUGCAGGAGAUUUCGUCUACGUCUUUUACGGCACGCUCGACCAUCCGACAGACCUGCCGCCGAAGGGCGAGUUUUUCACCAGUAGGCGGGAUUCGUGGAUGCCGGAGAUCCCUGGAUUGUUCCAGAAGAAGAAAAUCAAGGAGUAA